This is a messenger RNA of Monopterus albus (swamp eel), 1121 nucleotides long. Its product is annotated as granulins-like. The record is from RefSeq and is a predicted model, not a curated record. Bases 97 to 606 code for a protein of 169 amino acids. The transcript is spliced from 5 exons. NCBI's taxonomy places the organism in Eukaryota, Metazoa, Chordata, Actinopteri, Synbranchiformes, Synbranchidae. Gene Ontology annotation, cellular component: extracellular region.
UAACUUGACAUAUAAAUAACGGCAUGUCUGUUGCUCAGUUCAGAGAGAGUGCAAGGCACAUUACAGGAAACUGUGGAAUCACUUCAGUGUCAGAAGAUGUUGAGGAUCUGGCUGUUGGUGUUUGUGUGGGGGUUUGCAUCAUGUUCCAUUACCUGUCCUGAUGGCAGUAUCUGUUCUGAUUUUGACACCUGCUGUAGGACUAAGGAUGGAUAUAGCUGCUGCUUAUAUCCUAAUGCUGUGUGCUGCUCUGAUCAGGCUCACUGCUGCCCUUCAGGGUUUCACUGCAACCUGGUCACAAUGUCCUGUGAGAAGAAAAAUCAGCCAUGGAUGAACAUUCCCAUGGUGAAGAAAAAAGCUGCAAAAGAACCAGGCAAUCUUGAGACACCUAUGACAGCUCUAUCAGAGGCCAGUGGUGGUGCCCACAAGGUUGGAGUCAUUCGAUGUGAUUCCAGGUUUUACUGCCCACAAGGGAAGUCUUGCUGCAAGGGACCCAAAGGCCAGUGGACCUGCUGUCCUUACCCACUGGGCCAGUGUUGUGCUGAUGGUCGGCACUGCUGUAUGUAUGGAUAUAAGUGUGACCCCUCCUCCCUGUCAUGCACCAAAUAGUACUCUCGGGUCCCCUCAGGAACACAGGAGCUUGCCACAGCAGACUGAGGACAUGUUAAAGUGCGCUGUGACAGCUUUUUUUUUCAUCAUUUUGGUACACAUUGUAAGUAAAUUCUACCAAUGCUUUAUAGAUAAAGUAUCAGAAACUGUCCAGAUUUAGGAUUUCUCUCAAUAGACAAUUAAAUGGAUCAAUAAUCUACUCUUCUUAAUCUUAUUCAUUUGCUAUUCCUGUUUGGAUGAACAGUACUGUAUAGUUGGUUUUCAUAAAUAAGGAACAUCAACAUUCAUUUUCAUUAAUAAUUUUUUUAACUACCUUUGCAACAUUUUCUCCUACAACAUUCAAAUUAUUUAUUUCCAGCAUCUUCAUUGUUAGAUUAAAUACAGUAAUGCAUUGCAAAGCAGUAUGGUGAGUGUGCUGAAUUUGGGUUUGGAAACAGUCAACAAAUUAUGAACGUAUGCCUUCUGUAAUUUGAUUUGAUUUGAUUUAUUUAUUCUUUCAAGCAUGUAAAGACAGU